Molecule: messenger RNA, 388 nt
Organism: Ilex paraguariensis (yerba mate)
Lineage: Eukaryota; Viridiplantae; Streptophyta; Magnoliopsida; Aquifoliales; Aquifoliaceae
Source: the annotation of a GenBank genome assembly
AUGUUUUGGAUUCAUCCUGCGAAGUCCUUUUGUACGGAGUAUGAGAAAUCGAAAGCCAUUGCCGGUAAGAUUGCUUUAGAAGCUGCGUUGAAGGGGGUGCCCAUAGUGCCGGUUUAUCCUGGAGUUAUAUAUGGUCCCGGCAAGGUCAUAGCGGGAAAUGUCCUUCCGUGUUUGGUAAACUGCUCACUUCCUUCUUCAGUUGAACUUGACAGUAGCCGGUGGAUGAUUGUAAAAGGGAAAUGCUAUUUGGAUCUUAUUUGGGGAUCUUAUAUAGCGAUUUAAUGAUGCACAACCAUUGCUCAUAUAAGAGUUUCCUAGCAAAUUCUCUAUAAUUUGAAAGAAUUUGGUAAGCCUUGGGGGUGGUCGUGACCUCCCAGCCCUUAGAUCC